Molecule: messenger RNA, 3965 nt
Organism: Castor canadensis (American beaver)
Lineage: Eukaryota; Metazoa; Chordata; Mammalia; Rodentia; Castoridae
Gene: Tbl2
Product: transducin beta like 2
Biological process (GO): endoplasmic reticulum unfolded protein response
Cellular component (GO): endoplasmic reticulum
Molecular function (GO): protein binding
Source: RefSeq, a predicted model, not a curated record
GCCUCCGCCCCUCGAGGCCCUCCAACGGCCCGGCGUCGUCCCCGCGUAUGCGGAGACGUGAGGACGUCCGCUGGCGUAAUCAAAGCUGAGUUGGCAGUGGCGUCGGCGCAGACAUGGAGCUGCCGCAGAUGCCAGAGCUGAUGGGGCUGUCCCUGUUGGUCGGGCUGCUAGCCCUGAUGGCCACCGCGGCGGUUGCGCGGGGGUGGCUGCGUGCAGAGGAGGAGAGGAACAGCCGGCCGGUCCGCCAAAAAGAAAAUACAUCCAAGAAGUCAGAAUCCAAGAAGCAGAAACAGCAUCAGCGGAUUCGCAAGGAGAAGCCUCAACAGCACACCUUCACCCACCGCCUCCUGGCUGCAGCACUGAAGAGCCACAGCGGGAACAUAUCCUGCAUGGACUUCAGCAGCAAUGGCAAGUAUCUGAUCACCUGCGCUGAUGAUCGUACUGUGCGCAUCUGGAGUACUAAGGACUUCCUGCAGCGGGAGCAUCGCAGCAUGAGAGCUAACGUGGAGCUGGACCACGCCACCUUGGUGCGCUUCAGCCCUGACUGCAGAGCCUUCAUUGUUUGGUUGGCCAAUGGGGACACCCUCCGUGUCUUCAAGAUGACCAAGCGAGAAGAUGGUGGCUUUACCUUCACAGCCACCGCAGAGGACUUCCCGAAGAAACACAAGGCACCUGUCAUCAACAUUGCUAUCGCAGACACAGGAAAGUUUAUCAUGACGGCCUCCAGUGACACGAUGGUCCUCAUCUGGAAUCUCAAAGGGCAAGUGCUGUCUACCAUCAACACCAACCAGAUGAACAACACCCACGCUGCCAUAUCCCCGUGCAGCAGGUUUGUGGCCUCGUGUGGCUUCACCCCCGAUGUGAAGGUGUGGGAAGUUUGCUUUGGGAAGAAGGGCGACUUCCAGGAGGUCGUGCGAGCCUUUGAGCUGAAGGGCCAUGCUGCAGGCGUCCACUCCUUUGCCUUCUCCAACGACUCCCGGAGGAUGGUCUCCGUCUCCAAGGACGGCACGUGGAAACUGUGGGACACCGACGUGGAGUACAAGAAGCAGCAGGACCCCUAUUUGCUGAGGACAGGUCGCUUUGAAGAGGCAAGCACCAUGCCGUGUCGCCUGGCCCUCUCCCCUGACACCCAUGUCCUGGCCCUGGCCAGUGGCACCAGUAUUCAUCUCUUCAACACCCGGCGGGGUGAGAAGGAGGAGUGUUUUGAGCAGGUCCACGGGGAGUGUAUCACUGACUUGUCCUUUGACAUCACUGGCCGCUUCCUGGCAUCCUGUGGGGACCGGGCAGUGCGGCUUUUCCACAACACUCCUGGCCACCGGGCAGUGGUGGAGGAGAUGCAGGGCCUCCUCAAGCGGGCCUCCAGUGACAGCACCCGGCAGAGGCUGCAGCAGCAACUGACCCAGGCCCAGGAGGCCCUGAAGAGCCUGGGGGCCCUGAAGAAAUGACUGGCAUGGGAAGGGUCUGGCAACCUGUCCCCAUUGCUGCCCCUUCUUGUCCCAGGUGCCCCAUGGCUGCGAAGCUCACAAACGGAGUCCCGAUUUUCUUUUGGUGUCUGUCCCUUUCCCCCUUUUUCCCUACUGAAGCUAUUCUUGUCUCCUUAGAGCUCUCGCUCUCUCUUGCUCUCUCUUCUGAAUGGUUUUUAACUCCUUCCAGACUGAAAUCUAAGGUACUUCUUAGUCCUGGCUCAAUGGUGUAGAAUCUGUCUUCACCCGCCACCGAGGAGAGGGGCGGAGAAGAGAAAGAAAAUGUCAUCUUUAUGUGGCGACAUCUGACCACCCGAAGAAGUUAGUAAAUGUAGAGGUAAAACCUAGGGAACACAGGUGAGAUCGCCUCUUGACCUUUUGGCUAAACUCAGCUGUAGCACCUGGGAAAUGAGGCCGCUGUCUCACAAGGGUGAGAUACUGGAAACAUGCCACCUGCAGAACUGUCCGGCCAGACUCCUAACUCCCAUCAGUUUUCCUCCUGGUAAAGUGGAUAGUAAUGUUCUCUGUGAUUUCCUUGCAAAAAUGUGGGGAGGCUGUGUCCCUGCAUUUGGAAGAAAAGUGUUAAAGGUGAGCAAUACCGUCCAGUGUCAUAAACUUGCCAAGUAAAAGUGGCCAUCAAACUACGGUUUGACGCUCAAGGUAGAAAGAAGCACAUCCCUUGGGAAGGCAAAGUUUUCUGUGACUUGAUCAUAAAUGUUGGCGGCUCAGGUCAGGUUCUCCGAGGAACAGUUUGGUCCCGAGAUGGGGUUUCCCUCUUUUGGGAACUUAUUUCCUGUUGGAGACCUUUUUUUUGAUUCAUGACACAUUCAAGUGCCUACUCUGAGCAGCAGAGAAGUGAAGUACCGGUGACACAUACAAAUCAGGGCAACAUGGUCUGCUGUCAAAGAUGGUUGGUGGGAGAGAAAGAGACGUGUGUCUGUGAAAUGCUCUUUGUUAAUUCACGGCUGUGGUAGACUGUUGUAAAGGCCAAAGCUAGAGAGAAGACAAUCAGGAGGGAGGUGAUGUGCAUGAGGAGGUUGAGGGAUAAACUUGAUAAGGGAUUGGGUCUUUAGCCACUUGGAUUUGGGGAUUUGAGGACUGUUGGGAAAUGGGAGGUAAGGGAAACUAGGAAUCCAGGGAGACUAGGAUCUAGGCAAAAGGGAUUCAUCCAAAAUCAGUCUCAUUCUUGCACUAAAACUAGGGCGCCCUGCAGUCAUUCCCUAAUGCUAUAGAAUGUUAAACACGCCACAACCUUGUGGCUGGCUUCCUUUUCAUUACUACCUUCAUCCACGCCUCAGAAAAUUCCUUUGGUGACGUGCUGCCUCUGCUGCCCCCCUCUGUCUUCUGUUGCCAUCCUGGUCCUAGUCACUGUCACCCACUGGACUUCAUUCCUGUGUGGUCUCAUGAAGUCACGUUUCUACAGAGCAUCGUGAUCUUUGGAAUAUAAAAUGGAUCACAUUCCUUUGUUAAAACCCUUCCACAUGCUUCCCCUCGCUCUUGAAAUCAAAUCCAAAACUCUCACCAUGGCUUGCACGUUGCUGUGCGAUCCUGUUCCUUCUGUGAUCUUUCUUCACCACACUCCAACCACUGUAGUCUUGCUGUUUGCAGGCCCCAUCAGGUCUUGUGCCUGUGCUGGUCCCUGUGCAUGGAAGCAUUUUUUUCUUUCUGUUGGCAGACUUGUCAUGCUUGUUUCUGGUACAUUCCAGAAAGUUCCCUUCCCUGACCACUCCAUCUGAAGUAGCCCUUUCCACCAGUCACAUUGGCUUAUUUGGGGUUAUAACUAUCUGAGGUGAUCUUGUUUACCUGUUUUGUUUGCUUGCUUCAGGGAUUUCAGCAACAGUGAUGUCAGAUGGGUAACAAAUGUGAGAAAAGUCCUGAGUGAGACAAUAGGGAGUGGUAGAGACUGUGGUGAGUGGGUGGGCGUGUGUCCUGAGUGUGGCUGCCUACUUCAGAGAAGCUAAGCGUUGGCAGCUUAUUAAAGAAAAUAAUAAGCAGCGUAUGGAACACACAAAGACUGGCGGGCCAUAUGCAACCCUGUAGUGUCUCUGUGGCAGCUUGUGGUGGGAUGUGAGCUGCACUAAGGAAGAAUUCUUGUCUGUCUCCUUUGUUCUGGGCCCUGAGCACCCUAGUAGGCUUUGAGUUAAGGUCCCAAUGAAUGCUGAAUUCAGAACAGGAGCAGUUGACACAAAGCCUUGCCUCUCUUGCCUUCCUGCAUACCCAGUGUCCAUUAGGUUUUUAUGCUCCUGACAACAAACUGUCAGUGGCGUGUCGUGGGCUGGGGAAUAUGGAUUCGCUCUGGUUGUGAGGAGCAGCCUGAAACACCCUUGCACACCUGUUUGGGGAAGCAACUCUGCCAGGAGAGGAGGUGACCAGGGAAUGUUGAGCUACUGGAGUCAGAAACCUUAUGUUCAAGUUGCACCGAGCCAUGACUUGAGGCCUGAGGCGGGUGGGUAGAUCGGACCCUGAGUGUGUUCCCUCAUCUGUAAAAUGGGAAUAAAUCUG